Molecule: messenger RNA, 822 nt
Organism: Ipomoea nil (Japanese morning glory)
Lineage: Eukaryota; Viridiplantae; Streptophyta; Magnoliopsida; Solanales; Convolvulaceae
Product: gibberellin 3-beta-dioxygenase 3-like
Exons: 2
Biological process (GO): response to light stimulus; gibberellin biosynthetic process
Molecular function (GO): gibberellin 3-beta-dioxygenase activity
Source: RefSeq, a predicted model, not a curated record
AUGAACACAGAGCUGAACCAUCUUGUCCCGAUGGACUUCGAAAACGCCGUCGAUGUUCCCGAUUCCCACACCUGGGUCGACCCCCCCUGCUUCAACUCUUCUUCCAGCGACAAAUCUGUUGUUCCCUUUAUCGAUCUUGAUGACCCGCAAGCCGUGGAGAAAAUAAAAACGGCUUGUGAAAAUUGGGGUGUGUUUCAGGUUAGCAACCACGGCGUUCCACUGGAGCUUCUUGGCGAAAUUGAGCAUCAAGCUCACCGGUUCUUCGCAUUGCCGAGGGAGCAGAAGAUCCUCACUCUGCGUUCGCCGGGAAUCCCCGCCCGCCCCAGCUACGGCAUCAUCCUCGCCUCUUGCGUUUAUAAGAAUCUGAUGUGGAUGGAAGGAUUCACUGUUUUCGAAACGCCGGUGGAGCAGGCACGCCUGGUUUGGCCUGAAGAUCACUCCCCUUUCUACACUGCUGUUGACCAUUACCAAGAACAAUUGAUGGGCUUGGCCAUAAAGAUAAAUUCUUUGAUAUUCAAAGCAUUGGGUCUUCCUGAGGAAGAUGUGGACUGGCUGAAGUCCAAAAACACAAGUGCGUUCCUCCAUUUCAACUCAUACCCAAAAUGCCCAGACCCAACCCAGGCACUGGGCAUGGUUCCACACACUGACUCCUCGCUUAUCACGUUGCUAUACCAAAGCAACACCAACAGUGGUCUACAAGUCUUUAGGCCCAAUAAAAAAUGGGUUGAUGUCAAGCCCAUUCCCGAUGCACUUGUCGUAAAUGUCAGCGACAUGAUGCAAAUAUUUUCUAAUGGACAAUUCAAAAGUGUAAAACAUCAGGCU